This is a messenger RNA of Ictalurus punctatus (channel catfish), 2106 nucleotides long. RefSeq names its product chromosome 11 C1orf159 homolog (gene c11h1orf159). The coding region runs from base 107 to 685 and encodes 192 amino acids. The transcript has 9 exons. The record is from RefSeq and is a predicted model, not a curated record. NCBI's taxonomy places the organism in Eukaryota, Metazoa, Chordata, Actinopteri, Siluriformes, Ictaluridae.
GAUAACAAUCAACUUUUAUUUUGGCAAAUGACCUGAUAAACAGGAAGUGCACUGGUGUAGAAACGCGUUGUACAAGCUGUGAUGCUCGAGUAGGACUAGUUUCAUAAUGAUUAGAGUCUGCUGCAUCAUCUGGGUUGCACUUUUUGCGUUAGAAAUUACACGAAUCCAGGCUUUACUAGGAAACCUAGAUGAUUGCUGUAAAAGAACACAGAAAAUGAAUGAAACCUGCAUAAACAGCACAUAUUGUGGGUGUCUCCACGUUCUGGAGAACAGCACUGUUCAGUGUGUGCAGUGUGACUCUUUAACUUCAGAUCUGGAGAACUUGACACUGUGCAACACCACUGUCGACCGCACCUCAAUAUCCACAAUAGUCAAGAUAGGUGGUCCGGGUGUAGCAGCCUCUGUCCUUUUGGGCACUUUGCUGAUCAGUCUCUUCCUCAUUCUCUCUGUUGCCUCGUUCUUCUACCUCAAACGCUCUAACCGUCUCCCCGGUGUCUUCUACAGACGCAAAGCUUUCAUAUUUCAACCAACUGAAACGGCUGUAAUGAUGCCUGCUGCGUCAUCCUCAGUGCGCAAACCGAGAUACGUCAGGAGAGAACGGCCUUCAUCAGCCGCAGCAGUUGGCAGCAGUGCCACCAUGCCAGUGGGACACAUAACAAAGGUGUAUAAUGUAACUAUCCAGUAGAGAUAAGCUUCAGAGAGGAAGAGGCAACACCAUUUACGAGUAGUAAUGUUUACGUCGUCUAUUCACUUUUUUUUUUUUUUUUUUUUUUUUUUUUUUUUUUUUAAACUUUAGUGGGCUAAAGUGGUCUUUUUUAUGUAGCCUCUUUGUACACAGAUUCUCAUGUUUCCUUGUUUGCACAGAAAAACACUUUUCUUCCCUUCCAAUUCCUAUUUCUUUUCUUAAAAGACUGGAGUGCAUUGUGAGAAUAUUUUAUUUUUAAGAUCCUAUUUCUAGUUAUUUUCUUAAAAUUUGUAAGUUAAAUAUUUAUUAUCAAUAUGUAUGUGUCAUACCUUUUGGCCUUGAGUCUGAAAGAGUUCCUUAAAAAGACAUAAUAUUUGCACAUUAGCUGUUUUCCCUAUUUCUGGGCCAAAUAGCAGCCAUCUUUUUUUUAGAGUGUUUGACCACCUUCUUUUAGAAUAAACAGAUUAUAUGUAUUGUUGGGGGGGGGGAUAAGUUGAGUCAUUUAGGGGCUUAAAAUUUGCAGUUCAAUGUCAGCCUGAGGAUGAUGCCUAAAGUAUUCAGAAAACUUGCCAAAUUGUGUACAUUUUAUACCCUUGUACGAAGGAUUGUAUGCACACCUUUCCAUAUAAUUGCCAUGGGCUGUUUUGGGGUUCUUUAAAGCACCAACUAAUUACAUAAGGGCACUCAUAGUUUACUUAUGAUCCCCUCUGUUAAAGCACUAGAUUUUAGCCAAAUAACGAACUUAGGGUCAAAAAACAAAACAAAUUUUCAUUGCACUAUUAUAUAAAGAACAUUUACCUUCUCUGUUGGAUCAAAAAAGAAUAGCGAAUCACUAAUUCUUGUAUUUGUCAUGUUAAUUUGCCACUGAAACACAGUGAAAGAUUUUGAAUGUUUGUGGUGCUGUUUAUUGAUUGUACCAAUGAAGUGCCAAAAAGAGGCAGUAUACACUGUGUUGUCAUGGGUAAGGCCUUAAAAUGUGAACUGUUGAAUUUUGGAGAUGUCUAUUGGUAGUAUUAUGAAUAUUUAUACAGUAGAUCACAGCAUACAAGCAGUCUUGUCUGUAUUUGCUUUUAUCCCUUUUUCUAAUUUAAGUUUUAUAUCUUCUAGUUGUGGUUUUCUUUACGAUUUGAUAGCAAUCGGUUUUGAUGUCUACUACCUAACUUUCCGUAGUCAUUGGAAUGAUUGAGUUCUCAGUUUGCUGGUUGAAUAGUAUCAAAACUGAAUGAAAUUUUGUGGGACGCAUAGUAGCUGAUUGUAAAGAACCUUAAAGUUUCUAAUACUGUUUUAUUAGCUGUUGUGCAGCGACUGGAAACCAUAUACAGGUUGUUUAUAUAUUGGAGGUGUAUAGAUCUAUGAUGCUGUAUUCUUUAUAUGUUGGUGCUCUACUUGUAAUAAAUGUUAAGUAAUGUUUAAAGAAAUAA